Messenger RNA from Protopterus annectens (West African lungfish), 1660 nucleotides. It is a transcript of the gene ECH1, whose product is annotated as enoyl-CoA hydratase 1. Gene Ontology annotation, cellular component: mitochondrion. NCBI's taxonomy places the organism in Eukaryota, Metazoa, Chordata, Ceratodontiformes, Protopteridae. Gene Ontology annotation, molecular function: delta(3,5)-delta(2,4)-dienoyl-CoA isomerase activity. The transcript is spliced from 10 exons. The record is from RefSeq and is a predicted model, not a curated record. The coding region runs from base 121 to 1047 and encodes 308 amino acids.
CGACGUCGGUUUAUCCUAUAAGUUCAGUUAGACAGUGUCUAAGUAAAAGUGGUUUUGCUAGUUUAGCAGUUGUCUUUGUAUUUAGUUGUUUGAGCAAAAUUUCAUAUCUUCUGUUUGGCAAUGGCAGCGAGCAUUCUUAGGACUGGACUGACAAGACAUCAUAGUUUGUUCAGUAAUCUGCUGAAAAGUUUGCAACCAAUGUCAUCUCUUGCUUCCUACAAUUAUGAGACGCUGAAGGUGUCCCAGCCAAAGGAGAACAUACUCCAUGUUGAACUGAACCGUCCAGAGAAAAGAAAUGCAUUGAACAGGGCCUUUUGGAGAGAGAUGGUGACCUGUUUCAAUGAAAUUGCAAACGAUUCUGAUUGCAGAGUUGUGGUGAUGUCUGGAGCUGGCAAAGCAUUCAGUGCUGGAAUUGAUCUAAUUGACAUGGCAAAUGAUUUUGUAGAACCUCAAGGAGAUGACGUAGCUAGAAUUGCCUGGAAUUUGCGCAAACGGAUUUUGCAGUACCAGGAAACCUUUACAGUAAUGGAGAAGUGUUCAAAGCCUGUUAUUGUGGCAGUUCAUGGUUGCUGUAUUGGAGGAGGUGUAGAUUUGAUAUCUGCUUGUGAUAUUAGAUUCUGCUCUCAAGAUGCAUGGUUUCAGAUUAAGGAAGUAGACCUUGGAUUGGCGGCUGAUGUGGGAACCCUGCAGCGAUUACCAAGGAUAAUUGGAAGUCGUAGCUUGGUGAAUGAACUAGCCUUUACUGCUAGGAAGAUGAUGUCCGAUGAAGCCAAAAGUUGUGGACUAGUUAGUCGUGUUUUUCAGGACAAAGAAUUGCUUUUGGAUGGUGCUUUUGAAACUGCAUCUGAAAUUGCUAGCAAGAGUCCAGUAGCAUUACAGGGGACAAAAGUCAACCUCAUCUAUUCUAGAGAUCACCCAGUAAAUGAAAGUCUUGAUUACAUGGCUGCAUGGAACAUGAGUAUGCUGCAGACAGAAGAUGUCAUGAAAUCUGCCCAGGCUGCUUUAGAGAAGAAGAACAUAAAAGAUAUACCAUAUGCAAAGCUGUAGUGAAGGUGCUUAACGUAAUACAGAGAAGAGCAGUAACUGAUGAUACACACAAUUUAAAGCAGGAGAAAUGAAUGAAACACAACUUACAGAUGGAAUUCCUGCAUUUUUAUUUCAUCUUUCUACUGCUAAAAGAACAAUCGUUAAAGCUCUUAAUGAAACAUUUUAAUUUAAAUUUUGUCAUAACAAUAGUUUUAGUUUCUGUAAUCAGAAACAAAUUAUUUCUGUUGUAACACUGGACUUAAAAUGAAAACUGUGUUGUUUGUAAUAUAAUUUGAAGUAUCCAGAGAAAAUGAUGUCUUUAUUAACUUUGGAAUGGCAAACAGGUCGCAGCUCUUAGACUGGUUUUGUUGCUGUCUACAGUUUAACAGGUAUAAUCAAUUUUAUUUAAGGAGCUAAUCUGUGAAUAGCUUUAGUCUCUUUAGUGAAUCUCUGAAAUGGAUUUAUGAGGGGAGGCAAUGCAAUAGUAAUUGAAAUAUGUAGAAUACCAGCUGUAGACCCUGACAUGCUUAAGAAUGCAUGUUGAAUGAAUCCUGGGCAUUACUGCUGUUUAUCUUAUUACACUUUAGCUUACUGGCUUCUUGCUUAAAUAAACUACAUUCUGUACAAACCCUUA